AUGCAGGUUUAUCUAUCCUUGCCUGUAUUCCAAGCGUUAAUCGCGUCCCUUGAACAUAAUCCGACCAAUGAAGACGCAAUCAGAGCUUUAGCCGGCGGCUUUAUGGCCUACUAUUUCCCCCGACGACGCCGAUGGAUCAUACCUCCCCCAGAUUCACAGGGUAACGCCAUGGGGGAUUUCGUUGCUCUCCGCUUUUUUGGAGAGCGCCCUUCCUUCGACCAUAUCGUCGUCAAAGUGCUGAGAAACGACGAUGGAUUGGUUCCUGCGCUCAAUCACCUGCAAACUCUUAUGGAGCCGAUGUGUCCUAGAUAUGAUAAUUGCUGGGCUAUCUUCUUUCACGGGCUCCAUGUUCGGUUUUAUGAAUACAACGGAAACUUUCCCGUGGGUCGUCGAUUGAGUCCGCUGCGCCCGGCCUCGGAGCCUUUGAGGAAUACGUUUCAUGUGCGGAAUGAUAGCGCCAUCGUUCAUGAAUUGAUGCGACUUAUAGACGACCAGCUGAUUCCAAGACCCCGUCCCGCUAUUCGACCCAUGAAUGGUUCGUGA
This is a messenger RNA of Aspergillus ibericus CBS 121593, 543 nucleotides long. RefSeq lists its product as uncharacterized. The coding region runs from base 1 to 543 and encodes 180 amino acids. NCBI's taxonomy places the organism in Eukaryota, Fungi, Ascomycota, Eurotiomycetes, Eurotiales, Aspergillaceae. The record is from RefSeq and is a predicted model, not a curated record. The transcript has a single exon.